UCACUCCUCAGUAAAAGGUCUCUCUCCAUCUUCAGAACAGUCCCAGGUCUGAACUGGCCAUCCAAGAAACUCAGGAGGAGGAGCUGACAGUCUCUGCAUCCCUCACCCCCCUGGGACAGGACCCAGCAUGUCUCAGGCCACCAAGAGGAAGCAUGUGGUGAAGGAGGUGCUGGGGGAGCACAUGGUGCCCUCUGACCAGCAGCAAAUUGUGAGGGUACUCAGGACCCCAGGGAACAAUCUGCAUGAAGUGGAGACAGCCCAAGGGCAGCGCUUCUUGGUGAGCAUGCCCUCCAAAUACCGUAAGAACAUCUGGAUCAAGAGAGGGGACUUUCUCAUUGUUGACCCCAUUGAAGAGGGAGAAAAAGUGAAGGCCGAGAUCUCCUUUGUGCUCUGCAAAGACCAUGUGCGCUCUCUGCAGAAGGAAGGGCUCUGGCCUGAGGCCUUCUCAGAAGUGGCCGAGAAACACAACAACAACAGGCAUAGACAGACUCAGCCAGAACUCCCAGCGGAGCCCGAGUCAUCAGGAGAAGAGUCCAGCUCUGAAGACGAUUCUGACCUCUUUGUUAACACCAACCGCAGACAGUAUCACGAGAGCGAGGAGGAGAGUGAAGAGGAGGAGGCGGUCUGAGUCCCCGGACCCACUUCUCUUGCUCAGAGACGAGUUCUUGGCUCCUCUGAGCUUGGACAUUCUCAGGGUGUUCUGCAGAUCUUCCCCCCACCCCGGGAUGGGGGACAAGACAGGGCCCCUCUCUGAACUGACCUUCUGCUCGAGGAGAAUUAAACCCCUGGUGGGUGAUGACUUGU
Molecule: messenger RNA, 804 nt
Organism: Odobenus rosmarus divergens (Pacific walrus)
Lineage: Eukaryota; Metazoa; Chordata; Mammalia; Carnivora; Odobenidae
Gene: EIF1AD
Product: eukaryotic translation initiation factor 1A domain containing
Exons: 5
Coding region: 128-628 (166 amino acids)
Biological process (GO): translational initiation
Cellular component (GO): nucleus
Molecular function (GO): translation initiation factor activity; RNA binding
Source: RefSeq, a predicted model, not a curated record